AGUCUUGAAGAGUGCAAAUGUUAACAUGUAAAACUCUUUCAACAGAUGUGAAGCUGGUCGAUGGUUCCAGUGAGUGUGAUGGCAGAGUUCAGAUUAUGUAUAAUGAGCAGUGGGGUGCAGUGUGUCACUCGGACUGGGAUCUAGCAGAUGCUACAGUGUUGUGUCAAGAGCUUUACUGUGGAGACAUUGCAGAGCCGAAAGCGUAUAUGCAACCUUCAGGGCAAAUAUGGAUGGAUCAAGUGGCCUGUACAGGAAAUGAGUUGACAGUGCGGAACUGUCCUUUUAAUGAAUGGGGUGUGAGCAGUUGUUUGGAUGGGCUUCAUGCAGGAGUUUCAUGCCAAAAAACUGUGAGAAAAGUUUUGGUGAGGAUUGUGGUGAAGGCCAAGAGUGGAGUCGAUGUCAAUGAUCCAGCUAUCAAGAAUCAGCUUCUGGAUAUGAUUAGCAAGGUGGUUGGAAGUAAAGGAACGUAUAAAGAAUAUUGGAGAAUACAGCCUGAUGAGCAAGUAUUUCACAAACAGAGAACAACUACAGGUCUUUUUUGA
Cyprinus carpio (common carp) is the source of this 542-nucleotide messenger RNA. Its product is annotated as scavenger receptor cysteine-rich domain-containing protein SCART1. Lineage: Eukaryota; Metazoa; Chordata; Actinopteri; Cypriniformes; Cyprinidae. Bases 18 to 542 code for a protein of 174 amino acids. Gene Ontology annotation, cellular component: membrane. The transcript is spliced from 4 exons. The record is from RefSeq and is a predicted model, not a curated record.